AUGAAUUCAAAAACGAAGGAUGCACAAGAAAAAUUCGAAGUUGAUGGAGUUGUAACAGAGUGUCUUCCAGAUGCAAUGUUUCAGGUUGAGCUCGAAAACGGGUUUACUGUUUUAGCGCACAUUUCUGGAAAAAUCCGUCGAAAUUCUAUUCGAAUUCUUCUUGGUGAUCGUGUGACCGUUGAAUUGACCCCGUAUGAUUUAACAAAAGGGCGUAUCAUUUAUCGAUUACGUAAAAAUGAUCCUUCUCGUUUCUAA
Messenger RNA from Bathycoccus prasinos, 255 nucleotides. NCBI's taxonomy places the organism in Eukaryota, Viridiplantae, Chlorophyta, Mamiellophyceae, Mamiellales, Bathycoccaceae. The record is from the annotation of a RefSeq genome assembly.